Colletotrichum orchidophilum is the source of this 2430-nucleotide messenger RNA. Its product is annotated as chaperonin GroL. Gene Ontology annotation, biological process: apoptotic mitochondrial changes; protein import into mitochondrial intermembrane space; protein refolding. Gene Ontology annotation, molecular function: protein-folding chaperone binding; ATP-dependent protein folding chaperone; actin binding. The record is from RefSeq and is a predicted model, not a curated record. Gene Ontology annotation, cellular component: mitochondrial matrix; actin cytoskeleton; mitochondrial inner membrane. The coding region runs from base 1 to 2430 and encodes 809 amino acids. The transcript is spliced from 8 exons. NCBI's taxonomy places the organism in Eukaryota, Fungi, Ascomycota, Sordariomycetes, Glomerellales, Glomerellaceae.
AUGCAGCGCGCCCUUACUUCCCGCGCGAGAGCGUCAGUCCUCUCCGCUGCUCCCAGCAAGUUCCGUGCCGGUGCCGGCCUGGGACAGCAGCUUCGCUUUGCCCACAAGGAGCUGAAGUUCGGUGUCGAGGGCCGCGCCGCCCUGCUGGCUGGUGCCGAUACUCUGGCCAAGGCUGUUGCGACAACACUUGGCCCCAAGGGUCGCAACGUCCUCAUUGAGUCCAGCUAUGGCUCCCCCAAGAUCACAAAGGAUGGUGUAACUGUCGCGAAGGCAAUUACCCUCAAGGACAAGUUCGAGAACCUAGGCGCCCGCCUCAUCCAGGACGUCGCCUCCAAGACCAACGAGACCGCCGGUGACGGUACCACCACUGCCACCGUCCUCGCCCGUUCCAUCUUCUCCGAGACCGUCAAGAACGUCGCCGCUGGCUGCAACCCCAUGGACCUGCGCCGUGGUAUCCAGGCUGCCGUCGACGAGGUCGUCGCUUUCCUCCAGAAGAACAAGAGAGAUAUUUCCACUAGCGAGGAGGUUGCCCAGGUCGCCACCAUCUCCGCCAACGGUGACCAGGAGGUCGGCAACCUGAUUGCCAAGGCCAUGGAGAAGGUCGGCAAGGAGGGUGUCAUCACCGUCAAGGAGGGCAAGACUCUGGUCGACGAGCUCGAGGUUACCGAGGGUAUGCGCUUCGAUCGCGGCUUCGUCUCCCCCUACUUCAUCACCGACGCCAAGUCCCAGAAGGUCGAGUUCGAGAAGCCCCUGAUCCUUCUCUCCGAGAAGAAGAUCUCUGCCGUCCAGGACAUCAUUCCCGCUCUUGAGGCCUCCACCCAGCUGAGACGUCCUCUCGUCAUCAUUGCCGAGGACAUCGAGGGUGAGGCUCUCGCCGUCUGCAUUCUCAACAAGCUCCGUGGCCAGCUCCAGGUCGCCGCCGUCAAGGCCCCCGGCUUCGGUGACAACCGCAAGUCCAUCCUCGGUGACUUGGCUGUCCUCACCAAUGGUACCGUCUUCAGCGAAGAGCUUGACAUCAAGCUCGAGAAGGCUACCCCCGACAUGCUCGGCUCCACCGGCUCCAUCACCAUCACCAAGGAGGACACCAUCUUCCUGAAUGGCGAGGGCGCCAAGGACUCCAUCUCCCAGCGCUGCGAGCAGAUCCGUGGUGUCAUGAACGACCCCACUACCUCCGAGUACGAGAAGGAGAAGCUCCAGGAGCGUCUGGCCAAGCUUUCUGGUGGUGUCGCCGUCAUCAAGGUCGGUGGCUCCUCCGAGGUUGAGGUCGGUGAGAAGAAGGACCGCUUCGUCGAUGCCCUCAAUGCCACCCGCGCCGCCGUCGAGGAGGGUAUCCUCCCCGGUGGUGGUACCGCCCUCAUCAAGGCCUCUGCCCUGGCUCUGAAGGACGUCAAGACCGCCAACUUCGACCAGCAGCUUGGUGUCACCAUUGUUAAGAACGCCAUCACCCGCCCUGCUCGCGCUAUCGUCGAGAACGCUGGUCUCGAGGGUUCCGUCAUCGUCGGCAAGCUCACUGACGAGUUCGCCAACGAGUUCAACAAGGGCUUCGACUCCUCCAAGGGCGAGUACGUUGACAUGAUCGCUGCCGGUAUCCUUGAUCCCUUCAAGGUCGUCCGCACUGGUCUGGUUGAUGCCAGCGGUGUCGCUUCCCUGCUCGGUACGACCGAGGUCGCCAUUGUCGAGGCUCCCGAAGAGAAGGGACCUCCUCCCAUGGGCGGCAUGGGUGGCAUGGGCGGAAUGGGAGGCAUGGGUGGUAUGAUCCCACUUUCCCGCCUCUCUCCUAGCCACACCCCCGCCAUAGACCAGCAUCAUGUCUCAAUCCGGGUUGGUAUUCCCCCUUUCCGACGAGCCUCUCGAGUCUGCGCCGACAAACCAUUUGACGGGCGACUUUACCGCUCCUUCAAUGUCGAUCCCGGCGGAGCAGGACAAGCUGGCUCCAUCUAUCUCAGCAAGGCGGCGCAUGCUAACCAGAUUUUCCCCACCAGAGCGCAAGUCUCUCAGGAGUGCAUAACGGCCUACAACGAGCUCAAGCUUUCCAAGAAGUACAAGUACAUCAUCUACAAGCUCUCGGAUGACAACAAGGAGAUCAUCGUCGAGGAGGCCUCGGCCGAUAAGGACUAUGACAACUUCCGCGAGAAGCUGAUCAACGCCCAGACCAAGUCCAGGAGCGGUGCCGUUGGCAAGGGCCCCCGCUACGCUGUCUACGACUUCGAGUACAGCCUUGCCUCUGGCGAGGGUGAGCGCAACAAGAUCACCUUCCUCGCCUGGUCCCCCGAUGAUGCUGGUGUCAUGGCGAAGAUGGUUUACGCCUCUUCCAAGGAGGCCCUGAAGCGCUCGCUCACUGGUAUUGCGACCGAGCUUCAGGCCAACGAUGCCGACGACAUCGAGUACGACUCCAUUCUCAAGACCGUCAGCAAGGGCAUGGCUAGUUAA